Molecule: messenger RNA, 930 nt
Organism: Penicillium pulvis
Lineage: Eukaryota; Fungi; Ascomycota; Eurotiomycetes; Eurotiales; Aspergillaceae
Gene: sec13
Product: GTPase-activating protein SEC13
Exons: 6
Coding region: 1-930 (309 amino acids)
Biological process (GO): COPII-coated vesicle budding; protein import into nucleus; positive regulation of TOR signaling
Cellular component (GO): COPII vesicle coat; nuclear pore outer ring
Molecular function (GO): structural molecule activity; protein binding
Source: RefSeq, a predicted model, not a curated record
AUGGCGGCCGCCCAGGUAAUUUCGAAUUCUGGGCAUGAAGACAUGAUUCACGAUGCUGGUCUGGAUUACUAUGGCCGCAGGUUGGCGACUUGCUCGUCGGAUAAAACGAUAAAGAUCUUUGAGAUUGAGGGGGAGUCGCACCGCUUGGUCGAGACCCUUAAGGGCCAUGAAGGUGCAGUCUGGUGUGUUGCUUGGGCACACCCCAAAUUCGGCACAAUCCUGGCCUCCUCUUCGUACGAUGGAAAGGUUCUGAUUUGGCGAGAGCAGCCUCAGAAUGCCACCUCCCCCGCUGGUGGAAGCACAUGGACUAAGGUCUUCGAUUUCUCUCUUCACACCGCUUCUGUCAACAUGGUAUCCUGGGCUCCUCAUGAGAGCGGCUGUCUCCUUGCCUGCGCUUCUUCCGACGGUCAUGCGAGCGUUCUUGAGUUCCGCGACAACAACUGGACCCACCAGACUUUCCAUGCUCACGGGAUGGGCGUGAACUCCAUCAGCUGGGCCCCCGCAGCUUUUGCCGGUAGCUUGAUCAGCUCCAACCCAGGACCGGGCCAACAGAGACGAUUCGUCACUGGAGGAAGCGACAACCUGGUUAAGAUCUGGGACUAUAGCCCUGAGUCCAAAACUUACAACACCACCCAAACCUUGGAGGGCCAUUCAGACUGGGUUCGUGAUGUGGCUUGGUCACCAAGCAUUUUGUCCAAGUCCUACAUCGCUUCCGCUUCGCAAGAUAAGACCGUUCGUAUCUGGACCUCUGACGCCUCCAACCCUGGUCAGUGGACCAGCCAAACCCUUGAAUUCGAUACCGUGCUGUGGCGUGUCAGCUGGAGCCUCAGCGGCAACAUCUUGGCCGUUAGUGGCGGUGACAAUAAGGUUAGCUUGUGGAAGGAGAACCUCAAGGGCCAGUGGGAGAAGGUCAAGGACAUUGAAGAGUAG